Messenger RNA from Cyphomyrmex costatus, 2175 nucleotides. RefSeq names its product DC-STAMP domain-containing protein 1. The transcript has 8 exons. NCBI's taxonomy places the organism in Eukaryota, Metazoa, Arthropoda, Insecta, Hymenoptera, Formicidae. The record is from RefSeq and is a predicted model, not a curated record. Gene Ontology annotation, cellular component: membrane. The coding region runs from base 1 to 2175 and encodes 724 amino acids.
AUGCCCAGCUUGGAGCGGAUUAAUCUCUGCGGUCGUCUGAUCGAAGGAGCGCGGAGGGAUUUCCUGAAAUAUUAUCUGAAAAAAUGUCCAACCCUGUUUCACAUCUGCUACGAUCCGAUCGGUACCCAUCGGAAAGUGAGGGCCUUUAUCGGAUUUCUCUUCGGAUUUGUCGCAGCUGUCGUGUUGUACGAGGGCAUAAUCGUCGAUCUACAAUUUGACACAUAUACCAGUAUCUUUCUAGGAGCCAUCCUUGUCGUGAUGCUAUCGAUAGGAUGCGCUUCAUCGAUACAGGUGAGAUGCAUCUGUCUUUUGACAAUACCGACCUUUCUUGGCCGAUCUGGACGCAAUGUUUUGAGGGCUCUUGUUCUAGGAUAUAUAAUAGCGGGACCUAUAUUCAAUUUAACGUACAACUGUAAAGAGGUGGUGAGAACUUUCGCUUGCACGACGCAGUUGACGUACAAUCUCACCGAGACGCGCUUCGAUCUUAUGUUCAAGCCAUUUCAGCAGGCAGUGCUCGCCAUGAAAACGGAUGCGGACGAGCUAAAGGAUACUUUAUCCUCGGUGAGAGAUUUGAUGAGCCCGAUAGUCGAGGAAAUCGAGGGCGAAGAGGAGAUGAGGAGACUGAAAGAGGAGAACGACUAUUUGGAUGAGCUCCAGGACGAUACGAGAAGAAGCGACGAGAUCGAGGAGAAACAUGAGAAAGAGGUCGCGAACGCGAAGUCCGAAGCGGAUGUUUACGAGGCGAAGUACAAGAGGAAGAUUGAAGCGCGUUGCGAAGAGCAGCUUAGCCAUGGUGCUGAACGAUGCAGAGAUAUGUUUGCUGACGCUUAUGACAAGUGUUACGAUACAGUGACGGUCUUUGCGGCUUGGCUGUUGUGUUGGCCGAUGAAACUCAACUUCGUAUGCAACCUGGUGCAGGCCCUCGGUGGUUCCAAUAUCUGCGAUCCCGAAGGAAAAGUAGACCCCGGUAUAGGCGAAGGCUACGUUGCUUUAAAAAGAGCCAGAGAUACGUUCAGCAAAAGCCUCAAGGACGCGAAACUACAGUAUAAAGUAAAGAAGAUGCCGGUGAUUCUCGACCUUCACGACGCAACAGAUGCUGCCCAGGCUGUAAUGCACGAAUUCAAUACACGCAGAAAAGUCUUUGAGUCAGUGAUGAUGAUUAUUAAAAGAUGUCUGUCCUUCGUUUUCUUGAGAAUCAUCUUAAAUGCUCAAACGUAUCACGAGAAAUACUUGAACGACAUCGAGCAUGACAACGUAUAUGUUACUUCGUACUUCCGGAAGAUCGAUGCAAGACGGAAGGCUCGCGGUAGUCUGACCUUGCUGCCCCUAAAGAAGAUCGAGAGAUUGAAAUUCGUGGAUCCAUACAGCGUGCGGCCAGGCGAAGUCGAGCGGGUACAUUUGACAGGCCAAACGGUGAAGUUGAUUCUCGAACUGAUCAGCAUAACAACGUUUAUAUUGAUGGACAGACUCUUCUUUGAAGCACUCGAUUUGAUCAGAAGACACUCCUACAUGGAAUAUACUCAGACGGGUCACCACGACUUGACCUUGGAGAUUCGCGGUAUCGGAAUGAUAGCCUCUCUGAUACGUAGCGUCAUCCGCGGAUUCAACGUGAAAAGGCGAGUCAAAACCGUGGUGUCCAAUAGCGCGUGUCUACCGAAAGCCAGUAAAGUACCGAAUUACAUGAUCCUCAAGAUCUAUUCUAUCUAUCUGGCCAUUUGGAUGUUGUUGUUCACCGCAGCUUACACGCAACGAUUGCGGCGCGUGAUCUGCUCGUUCUUUUACAGGAAGCGUGAGAAGAGACGUGUGUUAUAUCUCUACAACGAGAGCCUAAGACGCAGACUCGGUCACGCUAGGUUCAUGCGAGCCAGAGUCAAGACUUUAGUCAGAACUCAUCGGCUAGAGUACGACAUAGAUCCGUGGCUCGCCCUAAGGCUGCGUUGGCCAAAGUUCUGCGGUUGGUUGAUGAUCUUCGCCUGGGCACGUCACAAGUGCCUCAUCUGCGGCGAAGUGGAACCGAGGAAAGGUCCGCAAUUCCAUAGAUGCACGACACCCGGAUGUCCCUUCGUUCAUUGUCCCGAGUGCUGGGACGAUGUCGGUAGAAUUUGCUAUGCCUGCGCGGACAUUGGCGAGACGGACGACGACACGGACGAGUUUGACACUCUUGUAAUAAAAUAG